GCCAGCGUCGGAGUUCAGCCUGAGGGGGGAGCCGGGGAGCCGCCGCCGCCGCCGCAGCAGCAGGGGUCGGGGGAGAAGCGACGCCGAGCCCGCGAGCGCACCCGCGGAGGACCGGAGGGGCCCCGCCGAGCGAGCGCCCGCGCCCGCCAGGCUCCCGCCGCUCUCGGUGGGUACCGAGCACCCCCCUCCCCUCACCCCACCCCGCGGGGGGGGGAAGAGGAACGCGCGACCGGACGGACCGGAGCGAGCGGGGAAGGCGUGGGGGACGAGCCGGCCGCGGCGCGCGGACCCCGAUCGCCGCCGCGAGGGCCCGGGGCGGCCCCCCGCGGAGACCCCCACCCCCAGACCUCCCGGGCCGCCCGGAUGUGUACUAAAAUGGAACAGCCCUUCUACCACGACGACUCGUACGCGGCGGCGGCGGCGGGGUACGGCCGGACCCCCGGGGGCCUCUCGCUCCACGACUACAAACUCCUGAAACCCAGCCUGGCGCUCAACCUGGCGGAUCCGUACCGCGGGCUCAAAGCGCCCGGGGCGCGCGGCCCGGGCCCCGAGGGCGGCGCGGCCGGCAGCUACUUUCCCGGUCAGGGUUCGGACACGGGCGCGUCUCUGAAGCUCGCCUCCUCCGAGCUGGAGCGCCUGAUCGUCCCCAACAGUAACGGCGUGAUCACGACGACGCCCACGCCCCCGGGACAGUACUUCUACUCCCGCGGGGGCGGCGGCGGCGGCGGCGGCGGCGCGGGGGGCGCGGGGGGCGGCGGCGGCGGCGUCACCGAGGAGCAGGAGGGCUUCGCCGACGGCUUCGUCAAAGCCCUGGACGAUCUGCACAAGAUGAACCACGUGACGCCCCCCAACGUGUCGCUGGGCGCCAGCGGGGCUCCCCCCGCCGGCCCCGGGGGCGUCUACGCCGGCGGCCCGGAGCCGCCUCCGGUCUACACCAACCUCAGCAGCUACCCUCCGGCUUCGGCCCCCUCCGGGGCCGCCGCCGUCGGGACCGGGAGCUCCUACCCGACGGCCACCAUCAGCUACCUCCCGCACGCUCCGCCCUUCGCCGGCGGCCACCCCGCGCAGCUGGGCUUGGGCCGCGGCGCCUCGGCCUUCAAGGAGGAACCUCAGACCGUGCCCGAGGCCCGCAGCCGCGACGCCACGCCGCCCGUGUCCCCCAUCAACAUGGAAGACCAGGAGCGCAUCAAAGUGGAGCGCAAGCGGCUGCGGAACCGGCUGGCGGCCACCAAGUGCCGGAAGCGGAAGCUGGAGCGCAUCGCGCGCCUGGAGGACAAGGUGAAGACCCUCAAGGCGGAGAACGCGGGGCUGUCGAGUACCGCCGGCGUCCUGCGGGAGCAAGUGGCCCAGCUCAAGCAGAAGGUCAUGACCCACGUCAGCAACGGCUGCCAGCUGCUGCUGGGGGUCAAGGGACACGCCUUCUGAGCGUGCGCCCCCCCCCCCGCCCUUCCCCGGCCCGGACGGCCGCGCGCCCCGGGGACGAGGGGCGAGGACGUGGCCCCGGCCCUGAGACCCCGGGGGCGUCGCCAACCACACUGGACCCGGGCCACACUGCCCGUACUGCGCCCACUCCUUCCACCUCGACGUUUACAAGAACCCCCUCCCCUUCCACGUUUGUUUUAUUUUUUUGUAAUUUUUUUUUCUGUUGGAAACAGACUCAAUUCAUAUUGAAUAUAAUAUAUUUGUGUAUUUAACGGGGAAGAAGAA
Molecule: messenger RNA, 1707 nt
Organism: Dipodomys spectabilis (banner-tailed kangaroo rat)
Lineage: Eukaryota; Metazoa; Chordata; Mammalia; Rodentia; Heteromyidae
Gene: Junb
Product: JunB proto-oncogene, AP-1 transcription factor subunit
Exons: 1
Coding region: 364-1425 (353 amino acids)
Biological process (GO): regulation of cell population proliferation; regulation of cell cycle; regulation of transcription by RNA polymerase II
Cellular component (GO): transcription regulator complex
Molecular function (GO): DNA-binding transcription factor activity, RNA polymerase II-specific; RNA polymerase II cis-regulatory region sequence-specific DNA binding; transcription factor binding
Source: RefSeq, a predicted model, not a curated record